CGCGUAGUAGUUUGAGGUCCUUGAACAGCAAUGGCGGAAGCAACAAAGCUAAGUGGGAAUGACGCUCCUCCCAAAGAACCUACUGAAAUGUCCAGUUACAGGGACUGCGUGGAUGUGAUGCUGAGGCUCCUUUCAGACUUUGGAAAACAGAUGAAGCUUCAAUUAGGAGAUACUGCUUUGAGAAUAGAAGUCAACCAUGGCGCUGUGAGUCUGUCAUCAUCUUCAGAAGCUCUUCUUCACGGCUGUUUGCAGGAGCAUAUUGCUAAAUUACAGGCUGUUUCAGAAAGCCUGAGGUCGCUCAUGGAGUCUGAGGAUGUUGCUUCUGUGAAAGAAAGCACGUCGGACAAAUCUGUCGCGUCACCCUCGCCCAAGGAGCAGACAGCUGCGUCGUCAGAGCUCCAGCGGCCCGGCUCCGAGGCUGCAGAGAGCAAGACUGAUGACGUCAUGGUCCAGAUCCGAGCCGGAAAGUCAGAGAUUGAGCGGAGAAUAUCUGCAUUUAUGGAACGCAAGCAGAUGGAGAUCAAUGAAAACAAUGUGCGCGAGUUUUGCAACGUGAUCGACUGCAAUCAGGAAAACAGCUGUGCGAGGACAGAUGCAGUCUUUACGCCAUACCCGGGUUUUAAAAGCCACGUAAAAGUCACACGAGUAGUAAACACUUACGGGCCCCAGACUCGUAGCGCCGGGGGAGAUGCUGGGGAGCCUCAGAAGGGGCCAACAGCCCGAGACUGUGGAAAUGCAGCCAUAGAGGAGCGGCUUCAAAACAUCGAGGCUCAUCUCAAACUCCCAUCAGUGGGGCCAGUCCCUUUGAAUGUUUACCAGAGGCUGAAGAAGAUGGAAGAUCGCAUCCUAGAGUUAGAAGGACUCUCUCCUGAGUACUUUCAGUCCACUAGUCACCUCCACAAGCGGCCUAAGACGUCCACCGCUCAGGCCUGCACUCUCACAGAGCUGGAUGAGAAGAUUAGCGCGGUGAAAGCGGCGCUCCUCAAGAGGGUUUCUGAGUUUGGGCCGGGAUACGGGACCGAUUGUCCAUUCUGAUGCACGUCUAAGCACAAUAAAACCAGUCAAGAAUUCAACAUAAGCAUUGUGUGCCUUUUUGUCAACGCUCGCCAAGUCAUCAGACACGUCAAUAACUUUUAAACACACGCUGAUCCGAAUACAGUUUGUCCUGUUUAUUCUUACGACCUGUUUAUUGCUCUAUUCUUUUACCACCAUUAGAUCCAAAUCACAAAUAUGCAAAUGUAUAGAUUUAGAUUCACUUGCAAUACAUUACAAUCAAAUAGUUUGAUGCUAAUUUGAAUACAUGCUGCUUAAUUUAAUUAUAAUAACACAACUACAAAAGCUAAGCACAUAAUUAAAUUGGAAAAUGUUAUCUUUCUAAGGAGACCCAGGUGAUGGUAGAGUCAUUGACUUUGCAGCAAUCCCUCAUUUUACAGGUAAAAAAUUGCUGACAUUUGUGUUGAAGUGAAGUUUUUACACUAGAUCCACAUACUUUAUGUACUUAGUUAUGUGCUACCAUAUAUGGUGGUGAUGGCUUGUGUUGGGGCUUUUGGGGAUUUUUGUAUUUCUUUUUUCUUACUCAGGAAAAACAAAGAUAUGAGCUACGAAUUAGGAAUACACCGAUUUUCAGUUUUGUUGGCUGAUCAUCGAAAUUUAAAGAAAUCAUGUCUGACAAUUUCUAAUUUGGCUUUUUUUUGUUUGUUCAUGUCUCUAAACUUGCUCCAAAUAUAGCGACAGUCACUAAACUGCGUGAUUUGUUAAACCGCACAUGCUGAACAAAAAUGGACAGUGACUGAUUUUCAGGCCUUUGUAGAAGUGGAUAAAAUUGUUUUUUCAUUCAUGUAUCGCCCGAUCAUCCAAAAUUAAGAAACCUAUUGGUACACCUAUACUAUGAAUACAAUUGUCAACUUGAAAACAUUUUUAUCAUUUAAGUUUUAUUUUUCAUGAUUAUGAAUUCCUGCAUUCUGUCAAAUGCUAGAAUGCACCACUUAAAAAAAAAUACAGGAGCACUUUUAGUUGGAGUUUAACAUAAAGCCAGUUAAACUUCUGGUGUAUUGAUCAGGUUAUCACCUCCUUUUGGUGUCUAUGAAAUUAAUUAAAGCUGUACUAGAAGGGCUACAAUUGAUCAAACCCAAAAGCAGCAAUCAUUUCAUAGGAGGGGGCCACUAGAAUAUUUCCCUUCUCUUAUUUCCCGAAGUUUCACAUUUGCCUAGAGUCAGUGUCACUACUGUCAUCAUGAGGCGAUAGCUGGUCGUCCUUUGCAUUGGUAUGUUCUACCAGAGGACUUGGUGUUAUUCUCAGCUCUGUUUCAAGAGAUGAGAAGAGUUUCAAGAAGACAGGGACGUAACUUUAGGAUAGUUACCUCCUAAAGUCACCAGUGUGAAUGGUUCUGACCAAACAAUCAGAAAAAUCCCCGAGAGAUCCAUUGGCGGGAAUACUACUGCACCAUGUGGAGUUCCUGCAAUUAAAUGUUGGAGAAAU
Xiphophorus couchianus (Monterrey platyfish) is the source of this 2478-nucleotide messenger RNA. It is a transcript of the gene mbip, whose product is annotated as MAP3K12 binding inhibitory protein 1. NCBI's taxonomy places the organism in Eukaryota, Metazoa, Chordata, Actinopteri, Cyprinodontiformes, Poeciliidae. The transcript has 9 exons. The coding region runs from base 31 to 1035 and encodes 334 amino acids. The record is from RefSeq and is a predicted model, not a curated record.